Messenger RNA from Porites lobata, 1019 nucleotides. The record is from the annotation of a GenBank genome assembly. NCBI's taxonomy places the organism in Eukaryota, Metazoa, Cnidaria, Anthozoa, Scleractinia, Poritidae.
AUGGGUGAAAACAUAACGAAAACAAGCUCUGCAGCAUUCUGUUAUUUGUACAAUAUCAGGAGGAUAAGGAAAUAUCUUAGCAAAGAAUGUACUAAAACUCUGAUACAUGCCUUUAUUUCUAGCCGCCUUGACUAUAGUAACUGCCUCUUAUACGGCCUACCGGCGUAUCAGAUUCAAAAACUGCAAAGAGUCCAGAACUCUGCUGCACGUCUUGUAUUCGAAGAAAGUAAAUUUUGUCAUAUUACAGUAUAGCUGAGAGCCCUACACUGGUUAUCCGUACCAUAUCGUAUUGUUUUUUAAAUUUUAUUGUUAACUUUUAAGGCCAUUUAUUAUAUAAACUGCAGUGUUUUACAAGGAUUUCUACAACCGAGAAAUGUGGUAUCUGAACACACGUAAAAAUACGAUAUUUUUACAUGUGAAGAUAUCGAUAAUUUCACUGACAUCAGGUUUGUCUCUUAAAUUGUACUUAAAUUCGUUGGUCUAUCAUCGAAACAUCUUCGGGUCUUCCUCGAAAGUGCUCAGCAAUCUUCGGACAUCUUCGGACAUCUUCGGAAAUUUUCGGAAAUUUUCGGAAAAUGUUCGGGAACGUUCGUCUGGUCUUCGGCACAAUUUGAAAAAUCUUCGGAAAUCUUCGGAAGGUGGUCGGAAAUCUUCGGAAAAUCAUCAACGCCGUCAUCAGUAUGUUUAUAUAAUAAAAGAUAUUGUUCUUACCACUCGAACAUAAAAUUCAUAUCUUCUCGCCACCGUCUAAUAUUCUCUAUUUAUAAACUCGCUCCGACUUACAUUUCCGAACUUGUAUCUCUGAAAGACACAGGGAGUACUAUCUUAGAUCAAAUGACGGAAAACUUGUUAACAUUCCAUCAUGCAAGUCUCUUUCCACGCUUGGUGAUCGAUCUUUUUAUAUGGCUGCCCCUAAAUUAUGGAACGAUCUUCCCUUUUUUAUUAGAAAUAUAUCUUCAGUUAAUGCUUUCAAGAAGGCUCUUAAAACUCAUUUAUUUCAGAGGGCGUUUCCCAGCUAA